Messenger RNA from Alternaria infectoria, 684 nucleotides. RefSeq lists its product as uncharacterized. NCBI's taxonomy places the organism in Eukaryota, Fungi, Ascomycota, Dothideomycetes, Pleosporales, Pleosporaceae. Bases 1 to 684 code for a protein of 227 amino acids. The record is from RefSeq and is a predicted model, not a curated record. The transcript has 2 exons.
AUGGCCUUUCGCUUCCUCGACCUCAGCUCGGAGUUGCGCAAUAUGGUGUACCACUUCGCAUCAAUCAACGACGCACACGUUCCAAUCCGACACGAUUCCUCUCUUCAGUCUGGCACCUACGCGGGUCUCACCAGAGUCUGUGUCCAGAUCCGCCAAGAGUACCGCCCGAUCCAACGUCGCAAGGCUGAGAUUUGGCUGAACCUUGCGAAUAUUGGCUAUUAUGCUCAGGCAUUUCUGACGACAGCCGAAGACUCCAUGUCACUCCCUCACAAAAUACGCGUCGAGACAAAAUUCGCGAAUUUCUCAGCUUUCGGCUCUCACUUCAGCAUCUUCUCGGUCCUCAAGCUCAAGGCUACCCACCCUGACCUGGACUGCGAGAUGGUGCCCGGCAUGUCCAAUCGGACUUUGAACGAAGUUCGUGGUCUCAACGCACUUGCUUGCCAUGCGAACGAAAAGUGGCGCGAGGACAUUAGCAACGGGACUAUUGGAGAUGUCCGGAUCAGAUCAAGCGCAUCAUUCGUUGAGACUACAUGUCUUUGUAUCAACUUCACGGGUGCCCACGCCCCCAAGAACUACGAUAGAGCGAUCAGCGCGCCUGAUGCGUGGAGUAGCGCUCGCGGUCUUGACGUUGCGCUAUCACACGGUCAUCAUGUUGCGCUGUACUUCUCUCCCAUGUUCACUUGA